AUUUAUAUAAUUUUAUAUUUGAGUGUGAGGCAGCCAUUUAUGAAUCUCGCCAUAACCUCCGAAAAAAUCAAAGAUGGAAGCGACGCCAUUGUUUUCCUCCGUUGGCCUGCCUGCUUGCUCUUCGUCUUCUUAUUCUUCACGUUUCCAAGUUGUUGGCUGCCAAGAUGUGAAUCUUCUCAGGAAGAUUGGUGGCUGCCAAGGACGUUUGCGUGGCAUUUGUAGCAGCGGCAGAGGUUGGAAAGGAGGGGCAAAAGCUGCAGUGAGAAGGAAUGCAGAGGCACAAGGAGUUCCGACUUCGGUGCCGGUAAGAGUGGCGCACGAGCUUUUUCUAGCUGGCCAUCGAUAUUUGGAUGUCAGGACUCCUGAAGAGUUCAGUGCAGGUCAUGCCUCUGGGGCCAUUAACGUUCCUUACAUGUACAGAGUUGGAUCAGGGAUGACUAAGAACACCAACUUCUUGGACCAAGUCUCAUCGCAUUUUGGGAAAUAUGAUGAAAUCAUUGUCGGGUGCCAGCUGGGGAAAAGAUCUCUCAUGGCUGCUGCUGAUCUUUUAGCUGCUGGGUUUACCUCUGUCACUGACAUAGCUGGUGGGUAUGCUGCCUGGACGCAGAAUGGGCUUCCAACGGAGCAGUGACUUCUGACUCAGCCUCAAUGCUGGUAAAACACAAAUAUGCCUACUUAUAUCCCAGUAAAUAUGCCGAUCCUCGCUUUGUAAAGCUUCAAUAAGUAAAUAAAAUACCCCUUUUACGAAUUUAGGUGGCUGCUGUUGAUUGGAGCAACAUGCCAAUCCUCGCUUUGUAAAACUUUCAAUCGAUAAAUAAAUACGCCUUUCACGAA
Messenger RNA from Carica papaya (papaya), 834 nucleotides. It is a transcript of the gene STR16, whose product is annotated as sulfurtransferase protein 16. Lineage: Eukaryota; Viridiplantae; Streptophyta; Magnoliopsida; Brassicales; Caricaceae. The record is from RefSeq and is a predicted model, not a curated record.